AUGACACAGGAGCAGUUUUACUGGUCUCCACUGGAGGUCUCUGUGUAUGCUGCAGAUUUGUUGGACGAUGCUUUGUGUCAGGGUCAGGACCUUCAGAGCAAUCGCGCUCUGCAAGCUCUCGUCGCGGGACUCAAAGCCUACAGCACGUGGGAGAACGUCGCGUGUCUGCAAGACUGCCGAGAGUGUACUGGAGGCAUGGGCUUUAUGAUGGAAAACCGUAUUCCAUCUCUGAAGUGUGACUCCGACGUCUUUGUCACAUUCGAGGGCGACAACAUGGUCAUGCUUCAGCUGCUGACCCAAUACACCAAACUGAUGGGGAACAACUUCCUGAUGGGACUGAUCAGAAACUGGACCAGCUCAGUGUCAGACAGCCUUAGAACCAGCUUUCUUGGCUUCAGCGCGGAUAAAGUAGGAGACCUAAUGUUCCUGCUGAAAGCGGUGAGCUACAGGGAAAGGUUAUUACAGCGCAGCUUGGCAAGUCGGCUUUACAAUAAGUUCUGCCUACUUCACGGCACUAGUCUGGUGUAUCAGGAGAGAGCCUGGUAUCUGGAGCACAACUACCUGACCCCCAACACCAGCCGACAGAUCCGCAGCCAGCUUUUGGAGCUGUGCAGAUCGGUGAAGGACGAGGCGCUGAAGGUGGUCGACGACUUCAACAUCCCGCCCUGCUGCAUCCAGGCUCCUAUCGCCGGAGUCUCCAAUCCCAGAGCCGAAUGGGCCUUCUAUCCGCAGCCACAGUAUCCCGGCAGCACCCAGCCAAAGUCUAAGCUCUGAAAGAGAGAAUGAACGGGGCUUUACGAGGUUGAGGAAGAGCGAUGAAGGGAUGUCAGGUUGCUGGAUGUUCUUUCACUUCGGGAGGGAUUAAUGCACUUACGAACGCAUAUUGAUGCUUUAUGAUUAAGCGUCACGCUUUGUGCCGAAAGAAAUGGUGACUUGCUGCUAAUGGCCAAGGCCUUAAAAAAAUAAAUACACUAUAGGCAUGACUUUUUCUUGUUCACUCUUAAAAAUAAAGGUUCCAAUGGGAACACUGCCACAGAAGAAUCAUUUUGGGUUCCAUAAAGACGUUUUCGAUGAACGGUUCUAUAAAAGAACUAUUUGUUGGAGUAAAGAACAUCUAAAAGAACCUUAUUUAACAUUCAAAGAAUGGAUGUCAAAAGAUUCUUUAUGGAACCACAGAUGCCAAUAAAAGAACAUUUCAUUGAACAUUUUUAAUAAAUCUUCUUCCUGAGUGUGAAAAACAUCUGAAGAACCUUUCGUCCAAUUGAUAAGUUCAAUGGAUGUUAAUGGAUGUCUUCGGUGCCAAUUAAGAACCUUUAUUUUAAGAGUGUGUGUGUGUGAAGAAGGGAACUUCAGUUAUACAAGUUGAAGUUCGUGUCUGUGAUACAGGUUAAAAGUUUUUAAGUGAUUUUAGCUGAGAUGAUUUCGAAUAAAGCAGCCGUACCGGAAUCAAAAUUCUAUAAACGCACCAAAUAUCUUGCACUUACAGAGGUAACAGCAUAAAGGACAGGCCAUUUUUGGUGAAAUAAAUCAAAUGAGUCAUCGUGGGACCCAGAUAUCUAAUAUUUAUGUAAUUGCACAUGCAUUGUGUAACAGUAACCACAAUAACAUGUUGGACGGAUAAUUUUUUUAUUUCUAAUGCCAUUAUCAACUGCCAUACAUUUACAUUUUGAGCCAAAUAAAGUUAAAAAUCUGCUCUAUGCCCAUUUAUGCUUUUGUCAUACACUAAGUUUGAACCAAACUACCAACUACCCUAUUUAAAGUUUCAAUUGUUUCUUUUUUUUUUACUAAUGUCUGCAAACUGAAUUGCAUAACACUGUGCAAAUGAAUUAUUGCAUCCCCUGAUAUUUCUGCACUUGUCCAUGCAAACUAAGGGAAUUAUUUUCCUUAUCGUCUUUGUGUUUAAUGCUUAAUUUAAACAAUAUCGUAAUAAAAUGUGCACCAAAUA
Puntigrus tetrazona (Sumatra barb) is the source of this 1945-nucleotide messenger RNA. RefSeq names its product acyl-coenzyme A oxidase-like protein. Gene Ontology annotation, molecular function: FAD binding; fatty acid binding; acyl-CoA oxidase activity. The coding region runs from base 1 to 774 and encodes 257 amino acids. Gene Ontology annotation, biological process: lipid homeostasis; fatty acid beta-oxidation using acyl-CoA oxidase. Gene Ontology annotation, cellular component: peroxisome. NCBI's taxonomy places the organism in Eukaryota, Metazoa, Chordata, Actinopteri, Cypriniformes, Cyprinidae. The transcript is spliced from 7 exons. The record is from RefSeq and is a predicted model, not a curated record.